This is a messenger RNA of Leopardus geoffroyi (Geoffroy's cat), 1393 nucleotides long. RefSeq names its product ring finger protein 212B (gene RNF212B). Gene Ontology annotation, biological process: reciprocal meiotic recombination; homologous chromosome pairing at meiosis; protein sumoylation. Gene Ontology annotation, molecular function: SUMO transferase activity. Bases 101 to 1096 code for a protein of 331 amino acids. Gene Ontology annotation, cellular component: synaptonemal complex. The record is from RefSeq and is a predicted model, not a curated record. The transcript is spliced from 15 exons. Lineage: Eukaryota; Metazoa; Chordata; Mammalia; Carnivora; Felidae.
CGCGGGCCACGCCCAGCCUCUUGCCUCUCUCAGGUGCCAGGCUUGCUCUGUAUUUUCCCGCCCUUUCCAGCUCUUCGUGAGGAGAACUGGAUGAUUUAGAAUGGAUUGGUUUCACUGUAACUGGUGUUUUCGAAAAGAUGGAGACAAUUUCUUUGUCACCAGCUGUGGCCAUAUUUUUUGUAAAAAGUGUGUGACUCUGGAAAAAUGUGCUGUUUGUGGAACUGCCUGCAAGCAUCUGGCUCUUUCUGAUAAUCUGAAACCUCAGGAGAAGAUAUACUUCAAAAGCCCUGUGGAGACAGCUUUGCAGUAUUUUAGUCACAUCUCCCAGGUGUGGAGUUUCCAGAAGAAACAAACAGAUCUCCUCAUCGCCUUUUAUAAGCAUAGAAUUACAAAGUUAGAAGCAGCCAUGCAGGAGGCACAGCAGACGGUGACCAGCCAGGAAAAAGAGCUGUCAGUCUUAAAGAAGGAGAAUGGAGAACUGAAGAAAUUUCUUGCCAUCCUGAAGGAAUCUCCAAAUUGGUACCAAGGAAGCAGGUCAGCCACACCUCGACCAGUAGGCAUUACUUCUCCAUCACAGUCAGUUACUCCACGACCCAGUUCUCAGCACAGCAGCCAAGUGGUCAGUCGGUCCUCCUCGGUGGAGUCUGUCCCUUACAGAAUGUCUGGAUUUACUAGCUUGGGACAAGGAGUCAGAGGCCUACAAGGAAAAAGUACUCCCAGAGACUCAUAUAUUGAAACCCCUUCACCAGCUUCCACUCACAGCCUAUCUUAUAGGCCUUCACCUGCCUCUUCUGGACAGGGGAUUUUUUCUUUCAGACCAUCCCUAAAUGGUGGGGAUUCAGGCCACACAAGAGCCCUUACCCCCAGUAAUUCAGGUCAGAGGGAAAGCAGAACCCCACUAGAGAGUCUUCCUGGUUUCCAGCUACCAGUCCAGCAGGAAGACUUUUUUCAGCACCCCCUUGUCAGACUUACGCACGAGCUGAGCCGCGCCCGCCCAGCCGAGGGCCCAACCGCCGUCAGCAGCGUCGUUGUAAAUGUAGCGCCUAGAGCAACCGGGAACUUGUUCUACAGAUGGAUCAAAUGUCUUGCCACCUGAAAGACGAGGAUCCUAGCUGUCCGGCGCCUUCGGAACACUGCACAGGUGUUCCCAAAGACGAAGUGUCAGAAGGGGGCACUUGUUUGGGACCUACCAGAUCCCCAGGUCCCCUUUCUGUCCCAGUGAAGAGGACCUGGAACUCCACCUCAUAUCUGGGGACCUUGGUUUUCUCUUGUCUAGAAAGGGAUGGCAAUGAAAUGGACUUUUCACCAAAGUGGUAGUCCACACACCGAAGUUCUGGGCCAAAAGUUUGUAUAUUUAGGAUUCUCCGUCUUCGACUAAAACUUGGGAAUGGUA